Molecule: messenger RNA, 1917 nt
Organism: Helicoverpa zea (corn earworm)
Lineage: Eukaryota; Metazoa; Arthropoda; Insecta; Lepidoptera; Noctuidae
Product: spidroin-2-like
Exons: 3
Coding region: 89-1435 (448 amino acids)
Cellular component (GO): extracellular region
Molecular function (GO): chitin binding
Source: RefSeq, a predicted model, not a curated record
GGCGCACCUCGUCACAGUCCGCGCUCACGCGCUAGCGCUACGUACGCACUCGAUUUAGUUUAAGCCCAGAAGGUGCAGCACCAACACCAUGCUGCGUUUGUCAAUUUUUUGCAUGCUACUAGCACUCGUCGCCGCUCAAAAUGGGUACGACUAUAAUAAGCCCAGCAGACCAUUUGGGUCAGGAACAUCCAGUCGACCCGGGACUUCACCAGGCUCCGGAGGGACAACCAUUCGCCCACAAAGCGACGACUACAACGGUGGGGGCUCUACUACAGGAUACUCAACAGGAUCGCAAAACUACCCCGGAUCUGGUAGCCAAAGACCAGGUUACCCCGGCUCUUCGUACCCAGGACAAGGACCAAGUGGACCAUCUGGAGGCUACCCUGGACAAUCUGACUCGUCAUACCCUCAAGGGUCAAGAGGUCCUUCAGGUUCUGGUUACCCUGGUCCAGGAUCACGAUACCCCGGACAAGGACAGAAUUAUCCUGGCUCGGGAAAUAAUUAUGGGACUACAAGUUUCUCUGACAGUGACACUGGUAGCUACGAAGGUGGGGAUUACUCGGCUAUCCCUGGAGAACCUGAUAUAGAUUACCCCAUAUUAUCUUAUAUCCCCCAAACCUCGUUCAGCUGUAAGGCUCAAUCUUUACCUGGGUACUACGCUGACGUUGAGACUCGUUGCCAAGUUUUUCACGUGUGUUCCAAUAACAUAACGUAUGACUUCCUCUGUCCCAACGGAACCAUAUUCUCUCAAGAAGAUUUCGUUUGCGUUUGGUGGAAUCAGUUCAGCUGUGACGCAGCUCCUGGCUUGUACGAAUUAAAUGCUAAGCUCUAUGAUUACUCCAUUAGAGGUUCUGACUACAAUGACUAUAAUACAGGCUCAUCGUAUCCUGGUGGUAGAGGGCCACAGGGACCUUCAUCUUACCCAGGCUCUGGAACUUCCCGGCCUUCCAGCUACCCUGGUGCAGGACCAUCAACACCAUACCCAGGCAUACAGUCAACGAGUGGAUAUCCAGGACCACAAGGCCCGUUAGGAGGCUAUCCCGGCUCACAGGGACCAUCUGGAGGUUAUCCAGGUUCACAAGGUCCGUCCGGAAGCUAUCCAGGCUCACAGGGUCCGUCAGGAGGAUACCCGGGUUCACAAGGACCUUCCGGUGGUUAUCCAGGUUCGCAGGGCCCAUCAGGUGGCUACCCAGGAUCGCAAGGCCCAUCUGGUAGUUAUCCUGGAUAUCCAGGAUCUGGUCCACAAGGACCUUCUGGUAGUCCAGGAAGCCCUGGGUCUAAUUACCCGAGUUCCAGCACACCUUAUCCAGGAUCAGGUCCAGGUAGCCAAGGCUACCCAUCAGGCAGACCCAGCGGGCCUGGCUUCAACCCCAACGGCAGUAGGGGAAGACCAGCUCAGAAACCUAACAGAGAAUAUCUCCCACCUAGAAAUUAAUAAUGCCAGAUAUUUCACGACUGUAGCGACUAUUUAACGAUAAGUUUGUAAGCAUAUCUGCCUAUUUAGUGCCUCUUCUGAUAAGAGGUAAAAUAUUAGAUCGUAAGGAAAUACCCUGUUUAGGUGCUAUUGCUAUCCUAAAAAUAUGGGGGCCAGUAUUAAGCACAAUUUUGACAAACGAAAGUUGGUGCUGACUUUUUAUGUUAAGUAUUAUAUCAUAGUAAAUCUAUUUAUUAGUUUUAGUUACCAUAGAUGCGUAAAAAAUAUUAUAUUCUAAUGUUUUUACGUCUUUACAUGAUUUGUUGACGUGAUAUAAUGAAAAACGAAAGUUACCAAACUAGUGAAGGCUUUGUUGCAAUUCCUAAAGAGUUCAAAUAAAUUUUAAGCUAAAUCUUUAUAAUACUUAGCUAUCUAUAAAACACAAUUUGUAAAUACACGUAACAAUUAUUGUAUAAUCAAAUAAAUAAUUAACUCCGCAUGAA